Molecule: messenger RNA, 982 nt
Organism: Macadamia integrifolia
Lineage: Eukaryota; Viridiplantae; Streptophyta; Magnoliopsida; Proteales; Proteaceae
Product: WUSCHEL-related homeobox 2
Exons: 2
Coding region: 73-843 (256 amino acids)
Biological process (GO): plant organ development
Molecular function (GO): DNA binding; DNA-binding transcription factor activity
Source: RefSeq, a predicted model, not a curated record
CUAGUCUACGACUUCUAAAAUCCUUAUUUGGUUUUCAUUCCUAUAUAACUUCUUCAAUUGAUAUCAAUCAAUAUGGAGAACGAUAACGUCGACGUGGUACCACCUAGUGGGGCGGCUCCGGCGAGUUCGAGGUGGAAUCCGACUAUGGAACAGAUAAGUAUGCUCGAGAGUUUUUACAAGCAAGGUAUUAGGACACCCAGUGCUGAGCAGAUACAGCAGAUUACAAGUAGACUCAGGGCGUAUGGUCAUAUUGAAGGGAAGAACGUGUUUUACUGGUUUCAGAACCAUAAGGCAAGGCAAAGACAGAAGCAGAAGCAAGAAAACAUGGCCCGUGUCAAUCGCUUUCUUCACAAUAAGCCUCCUCCACCUUUGUUGCUUCCUGCUCAUCCCCCUCCUCCUUGCACCAACCUUGUUUGCAGUCCAUCAUAUUACAUGCAACAUAAUGGAGUAGGGUUUUAUCCUCCACAAGCACCACACUAUCCGAAAGUAUUAUUGCCUAGUGACAUCAGGAGGAGACCGUAUGCAGAUGCGCAACAGAGUUACAAUAGCAUGAUAAGAUUGGAAGGAGGCGAUGGAAACGAGGGAAUCAUGAUGAACAGAAACAACAACAGUAUCUGUGACCAGGAAACAUUGGAUCUUUUCCCUCUGCACCCAACCGGAAUCUUGGACACAAGUAGGUCUUCGAAUUCUUUUAGAAUGACUUCAGUGGCUGAAGAAUCCUAUCCUUGGAGUUCAUCUGAGACCACCACCACCACCACCGCCAUUGUUGGUGGUGAAGAGGGUUGUGGAGAACAACCAUUCUUCGAUUUUUUUGGACAGAGAGCAUCUUGUGAAGAAGAAUAACUGUCUUUUGUGUUUUGGCGGCUAGUGCGAUAUGAGACUUGGGGAAGGGACGAGCACUUCUUUUUGUGCAUUUCUAUGUAUCAGCUCAUCCAUGGUUGGUGGAUGGACCGUUGACUUGGAGCUUAGUAAUGAACCUUUU